Microthlaspi erraticum is the source of this 693-nucleotide messenger RNA. NCBI's taxonomy places the organism in Eukaryota, Viridiplantae, Streptophyta, Magnoliopsida, Brassicales, Brassicaceae. The record is from the annotation of a GenBank genome assembly.
AUGACUUCUGUAGAACAUCAGAGGAGGUUAAACCCGAAUCUAAAAGAUGUUGUCAAGAAAGAGAUAAUGAAACUUCUAGAGGCUGGUGUAAUUUAUGCUAUAUCUGAUAGUAAGUGGGUUAGUCCUGUGCAUGUAGUUCCUAAGAAAGGUGGUAUAACUGUUGUUAAGAAUGAUAGGAAUGAGCUGAUACCCACUAGAACUGUCACUGGUCAUCGCAUGUGCAUUGAUUACCGUAAACUGAAUGCUGCAACUCGCAAAGAUCAUUUUCCUCUCCCGUUUAUUGAUCAAAUGCUUGAGAGAUUGGCUAACCAUCCAUACUACUGCUUUUUAGAUGGUUAUUCAGGUUUCUUUCAGAUCCCCAUCCACCCAGACGACCAGGAGAAGACGACAUUCACAUGUCCAUAUGGCACUUAUGCUUAUCGCAGAAUGCCGUUUGGACUGUGCAAUGCACCGGCCACGUUCCAGCGCUGCAUGAUGUCUAUUUUCACUGACCUUAUUGAGGACAUAAUGGAAGUUUUCAUGGACGACUUUUCCGUCUAUGGAAGCUCCUUUGCUGUGUGUUUGUCUAAUCUGUGCAGGGUAUUGCAGCGGUGUGAGGAGAGACAUCUUGUGCUGAACUGGGAGAAAUGCCACUUCAUGGUGAGAGAUGGGAUCGUGCUGGGACAUAGGAUUUCAGAAGGGAAUCGAGGUUGA